Messenger RNA from Yamadazyma tenuis ATCC 10573, 1139 nucleotides. RefSeq names its product translation initiation factor eIF3 subunit i (gene TIF34). Gene Ontology annotation, cellular component: cytoplasm; eukaryotic translation initiation factor 3 complex, eIF3m. Gene Ontology annotation, biological process: cytoplasmic translational initiation. Gene Ontology annotation, molecular function: RNA binding; translation initiation factor activity; protein binding. The record is from RefSeq and is a predicted model, not a curated record. Lineage: Eukaryota; Fungi; Ascomycota; Pichiomycetes; Serinales; Debaryomycetaceae.
CAACAAAAUCUUUCUUAAAUACCUAGCCUAACACAUCAUGAGACCAAUCAAGUUGAUGGGGCACGAGCGUUCGCUCACGCAAGUCAAGUACAACAGAGAAGGAGACUUGAUUUUCUCGGUUUCGAAAGAUAGCUCUGCUUCUAUUUGGUAUUCAUCGAAUGGAGAAAGAUUGGGAACCUUAGAAGGUCACAAAGGUACCAUUUGGUCUAUUGAUGUCGACAGUGAAUCUAUUUUAUGUUCAACCGGAAGUGCUGAUUUGUCCAUCAGGUUGUGGAAAGUUGCCACCGGUGAAUGCGUUUUCCAGUACGAAAUGUCCACCCCUGUCAGAAGAGUAGCAUUUUCCCCUGAUAACUCCAAACUUUUGGCGGUUACUGACCAAGUUAUGGGCCACCAAGGUACCAUAACUGUUUUCAACAUAAGUUACGAAGGUGACUAUACCAACCAAAGCGCCGAACCCGAAUUGGUGAUCAAAACCAGAGAAGGUGCCACCAAAGUUGUGGUUGCUGGAUGGUCCCAUGGAGGUGAAUAUAUCAUAGCCGGUCAUGAAGAUGGAUAUGUUUCCAAAUACGACGGCCACACUGGAGAGUUUAUACAGACAGUUCAAGCCCACGGUAAAUACAACGAAGAAAAGGUGCUUUCCAUCACCGACAUACAAUUUGCUCCUGAGGACAAAUCCUACUUCAUCACAUCUUCUAAAGACAAAUGCUCCACCUUAAUCGAUGUCGAGACCCUCGAGAUCUUGAAGGUGUAUAUUGCUGACGCCCCCAUGAACACCGCUGCCAUAACCCCCAAAAAGAACUUUGUUAUAUUAGGAGGAGGUCAAGAAGCCAGAAAUGUCACCACUACGGCCGAAUCCCAGGGGAAAUUCGAAGCUAGGUUCUACCACAAGAUCUUCGUCGACGAGAUCGGGAGAGUCAAGGGUCAUUUCGGUCCUUUAAAUUCCAUUGCUGUUCAUCCUAACGGUUCUGGAUACGCUUCUGGAGGAGAAGAUGGGUUUAUCAGAGUGCACAGCUUUGACAAGAGCUACUUUGAUUUCGAAUACGACGCCGAGAGAACAGAAAGAGCCAUUGCCUCAGGUGCCACUUAGGAGCCCCAUAAAUAGUGUAUAUUAAUAUCAUCUGGUUAAUAUAAAAUCGCAG